This is a messenger RNA of Caenorhabditis remanei, 900 nucleotides long. RefSeq lists its product as uncharacterized. The record is from RefSeq and is a predicted model, not a curated record. The coding region runs from base 1 to 900 and encodes 299 amino acids. The transcript is spliced from 4 exons. Lineage: Eukaryota; Metazoa; Nematoda; Chromadorea; Rhabditida; Rhabditidae.
AUGGAUCAAAUUAGUCGCUUCUUCAUUUUGAUCUACCUUGCGGUUUUUAUAACUGUACUUGGCUCAUCUCUAAUUUAUAAUGCCUGUUUCCCGACAUUUCAUAACUUAUGCGAAGGAAUUGUGUCUUUAGUAUGGUCAUGCUUCACCAUUUUAUUUCUUGCGGUGAUUGAUGAAAUUUUUAAUGCGAAGUAUCGGCAGCGCAAUCGCAUUGGACAGUUCCAGGAGUUCGAAUUCGAUUCGUUAUGUUAUUUUAUAGCGAUAGCUUUAUCAGGAACUAUUCUAAGGGUUACGUUUAUUUUUAAAGGUUUUAGUGAUACGAUAUUGCUCAGAUUUUGUUGGAUUUUUUAUCUCAUUAGUGUUUGCUCUCGCAUUGCUAUUCACGUCGUUGGUGUAAAAAUCGGUCGUUUCGAUCUCCAACAUCAUAAAAAACUGAUAAUUGCAUCUACCGUAUUCCAUGUAGCUAUUACUCUAGCUACACUAAGGACCACACUGAUAGAUGCAGAAGAUAUCACAAGAAUAUUGGAAAUCCUAUGGAGUCAACUGGGAUUAGGGAUUAUUUCUGGAGUCAGUACGACCGAAUUUUUGGUGGUGUUGACUGGUGGAUUCCGGAGUCUUGAGAGCGACUUACGAGAAUUGAACACAGAAAGAAUUGAUAGUGAUCCAAUCAUUGAAUGCAACAUCUGUCUCGUGGAAUUCUCCCCCUCCAGAAUGCCCAGAAUCCUGAAAAAGUGUGGGCACACGAUUUGUGAGAGUUGUGCGGAUAUACUGCUAAGACAGAGAUAUAAUCUUGGAAUUGCAUGUCCAAUGUGUCAAACUGUAACAGAGCAUUAUGAAAGUAGCUCGGAGCUUCCCAAGAAUCAUGCUGUGUUGGAAUUUGUGGAGGGGAUCAAGACGGAAUGA